UAUCGUACAGCGCGUAACUCUUCAACCAAAUCUGUCACUAUGGGUAUCUCCACAUAUUCUGGUCUCUGUUCCAACAUGUGGUUCUAUUCCAGAACAUCUCUUGGAUCUGUUUCUAUUGUUAUGACAGUGUUUGUGGUAAAACAGGUCUUAGGCUCUCUGCUGGCGAAAACGACGACGAAGUGGCUUAACUAUAAAAAUGAUUGCUUGAAAACAUUACAAGAAUCUGCAGUAGAAACUGGAAUAUAUUGCAAAGGGACAUUUGAUCAGCUUGUUUGCUGGCCUUAUUCACUUCCAGGAAAUGUGUCUGUUCCUUGUCCUUCAUAUUUACCCUGGCUGGAAAACGGAAGUGCAGGAAAUGUAUACAGAGUCUGCUUGGACCAGGGAAUCUGGCAAACAGAAGAGAAUUCAACAGAUAUUUGGCGCGAUGAUUCAGAGUGCUCUGAGAAGAAUCACUUCACCCCACAAGUAAAAGAACACAUGUUACUUUCCACCCUACAGUUACUGUACACCAUUGGAUACUGCUUGUCUCUCAUUUCCCUUGUAUUAGCUCUACUUACACUUCUGCUCCUCAGAAAACUUCACUGCACUAGAAACUACAUCCAUAUAAAUUUAUUUGCUUCCUUUAUCCUGCGAGCCACAGCAGUUCUUAUAAAAGAUAUCAUAUACCAUAAUACUUAUUCAAAAAGACCAAAUAAUGAAAUUGGAUGGCUUUCCUACUUCAGUUCUGAGAUUUUAACCAUUUGCAGGACUUCCCAGUUUUUCUUGCAUUACUUUGUUGGUGCAAAUUGUUUUUGGCUUUUAGUUGAAGGAAUUUAUCUCCACACAUUAUUGGGGACUGCUGUGCUUUCUGAAAGCCUACUGCUGCAAAGAUAUAUUGUGAUAGGAUGGGUUAUUCCAGUUCUGUUUGUGGCCUCCUGGGGAAUAGCCAGAUCAAAACUGGAAGACACAGGGUGCUGGGAUACAAAUAACCAUAUGGGAAUCUGGUGGAUCAUCCGAGGGCCAAUGUUACUUUCCAUUACAGUUAAUUUCUGCAUCUUCCUAAAAAUUCUAAAGUUGUUAAUUUCCAAACUCAAAGCCCACCAUAUGAGCUUUCAUGAUUACAAAUACAGAUUGGCAAGAUCUACUCUGGUGUUAAUACCUUUACUGGGGAUCCAUGAGUUUGUCUUUACCUUCAUCACUGAUGAACAAGUUGAAGGAUUGUCAAGACAUAUAAGACUCUUCAUUCAAUUAACAAUGAGCUCCUUUCAAGGUUUUCUUGUAGCAAUUUUAUACUGCUUUGUUAACGGAGAGGUGAAAGCAGAACUCAAAAAGCAAUGGUCCCGCUUCCUGCUGGCUGAUCCAUUUGGCUGCAUGCAGUGCUUCCUUGGGGAAAACAUCAAAUAUCUUGGGAAAUAUUCAAAGAAGCAAAAACAUCAGCAUUUUGCCAAUAACAGGUUGUGCAUGGAAGUGAGUGAGCCCUGGGCUGUGCAGCUCCAGCAGGUGCUGUUGAAGGGAAGAGCAGAUCUUAGCUCAGAGUCAGGCCCUACUGGAGAGCCCUACCCCAGGGCAAGUGUGUCCGAAAGCAGCGAAGGAGAAGUCACAACUGGGGAGACAAUGGAGGAAGUCUUUGAAGAAAGUGAUAUUUAGAAGGCUCUUUUAAAGGACAGCAUAAUAAAGGCACCUUCAGAACGGACCUCUUCCACCCCCACAAGCUGUGUUCCUGCAACAGGAGAAAAAGAAUGGGAAGUUUCUUCCCAUGGGCUAUGCAGUGUUGUUGUAGCCAUGUUGGUGCCAGCAUAUUAGACAGACAAGGUGGGUGAGGUCAUAGCUUUUUUUGGACCAACUUCUGCUGAUGACAGAGACAAGUUUCCAAGCUUAAACAGAGCUGAAGAUUACCUCACCCACCUUGACUGUGGAUUGCCGAGCCGUUAGCAUUCCCCGCCCCAUCCCAAGUUAUCUCUUAAACACACGAGGGAAAUCAAAGCAAAAUCUGAGGGUUCCUGCAGAUCUGGUGGUACGUUUCCUCUCAGUCUUUAUGGUGUUUAAAAGACAGGAGGGAUAUUGUUUUCGGUUAA
Malaclemys terrapin pileata is the source of this 2054-nucleotide messenger RNA. It is a transcript of the gene GLP2R, whose product is annotated as glucagon like peptide 2 receptor. The record is from RefSeq and is a predicted model, not a curated record. Gene Ontology annotation, cellular component: plasma membrane. Lineage: Eukaryota; Metazoa; Chordata; Testudines; Emydidae. Bases 40 to 1626 code for a protein of 528 amino acids. Gene Ontology annotation, biological process: adenylate cyclase-modulating G protein-coupled receptor signaling pathway; cell surface receptor signaling pathway. The transcript is spliced from 13 exons. Gene Ontology annotation, molecular function: glucagon receptor activity; peptide hormone binding.